GAAAGGCGCACAUAUGAGAAAAUUUUCGGAAGCCGAAGAAAACUACAUCGAAAGUCUGCUGCUGAAGUGUGCGGAGAACGGCAUCCCUCUGGAUAAAAGAUUUUUAAAGCGGAUUGUGCCGUUACUGACCAAAUCUAAAGAUGUGCCCAAAAAUCGAAAGAUGUUUUCAUCAUACUGGCAUCGCGAAUUUCUUAAAAGGCACCCGAAGAUUGCUCAGCGAAUUUCACACAGCGUUUCCCGAAGAAAGGCUAAAGAGUGGACCGUGGAGAAUCGGGAGGGUUGGAUACAACGACUGAGUGAGCUUAAUACCGAAGGCCUGCUGCUUGAUCCUGCAGGAAUCUGGAAUUUUGACGAGUCAGCGUUCCAGGUAGCUGAAAAAGUGACGACGGUAUACGCCAAGCGGGGGGUAAAGGAGGUCCUUUCGUACUACGACGGUAACGACCGCGAACUAAUCACGGUGUUGGCGGGCGGCAAUGCGGCUGGAGAAAUUCUGCGACCAUUAAUUUUAUUUGACGGCAAAGUUUUCCUUGCUUCUCGUUUUGACGGCACAGACGACAGAUGUCAUAUGGGCUUUAACUCGUCAGGCGUGAUGGAUAAUUCAACUUUCACUUCAUAUAUCAGAGAAGAAGUCAUCCCCAAAAUGACGGCAGCAAAAAAUGUUAUUUUUCUCGAUGGGCACAGCUCUCAUAUGUUCAAUCUGGAGUUUUUAUCAGAGUGCAUGAAGUCUGACAAAGAUAUUACCGUUGUCAUACUGCCGUCUGGUCAGACCGGGAAGUUGCAACCCAUGGAUCUGAAGGUGUACGGUCCUGUUAAAAAAUAUUGGCGGGAUUAUUUGCGACUGAUGACCCUUAUCGCUGAAGAAGAGGUUAACAAACAAAACUUCGCUCGUCACCUUGUGAAAAAAUGGGAUGAAUUUAACAUGGCCGCCAAUAUUAUUUCUGGCUUUGCUUCUUCCGGAAUUUAUCCUUUCAACCCGGAUGCGGUCUGCCGAGCUUACGUAGAGCCCGUUCCAAGCCAAUUUCUAUCAGACGUUCCCAUUUCUGUUGCCACCGUAUACGUGAGCGAGCUGGAAGUUAUACGCACAAAUCUUCGAAAAAUUCCACUUUUGACUGAAGGACAGAUAGAAGAGAUUGUGGCGUUCACAAUCUCUAAAGCAGAAGGUUUUCUUCCAUCGGUUGCAGCUGACAAAGUGGCUGCAGAUUGGCACCAUAAUUUCAUGAGCGCUCAUCCUCAGAAAAAGAGAAAACUUAAAGAUUCUCGUCUGCGCGCCGAAGCAGGACUUAUUGCGACGGACAGUAAAAAAAAAGUCCUCUAUACGCUUUUUGAUCCUCAUACGAUAACUGCUAAGAACUAUUUCUAA
Paramacrobiotus metropolitanus is the source of this 1360-nucleotide messenger RNA. RefSeq lists its product as uncharacterized. The coding region runs from base 14 to 1360 and encodes 448 amino acids. Gene Ontology annotation, cellular component: nucleus. Gene Ontology annotation, molecular function: DNA binding. NCBI's taxonomy places the organism in Eukaryota, Metazoa, Tardigrada, Eutardigrada, Parachela, Macrobiotidae. The transcript is spliced from 5 exons. The record is from RefSeq and is a predicted model, not a curated record.